CUCACCGGCAGGAAACUCGUCUCGAGCUCUCGCGACUUGUUUCCCCCCAACUGCACUCACUGGUCGUCAGAGAUCUGUGCAUGCUCGCAGACGCGACACACAAGCGAUUGAUUCUCCUCCAUACCAGUUACUACGAACCCUCUCGCUCGACACGGAUGGUAUCCCGUUCGAUACGCGCAGGCGCCUGUUAUUACUAGACACUACGAAAGUUACAGCCCGAUCUUGGACCUCGGAGCAACGGCUCUUCUGCGCCCUCCUCCCACGACCACCCAGCCGGCACGCUCGAGACGGACGGACUGACGGACGGUCUUUGCGCCUGUGCGCUCUUGGCGCAUGCUGCUCGUCGCCGCCGGGGGCUUGAGAGGACUGCGCGCGUGCGCCACACCAUCACCAUCAUCAUCGCCGCCCGCGUAUGAUACUGGCACCGACAUCCACGAUGCAUGACAACGCCGGCGACGCCAGGGACUACGCCGACGGCGGCGAUGACUCGAUGACGCCCGCGGGCGGUAACCUCGAGCAGACGGAAAAGACCAUCGCCAAGAUCCCCGACAUCCUCCCCCGCGAGCGCGUCUUUCCCAUCCAGAUUGGCAGCGAGCUGUUUAAGCUCUCUGGAGCCUCUAUAUCUUCUGACGCCCCGUCGUACUUUUCGCAGUACUUUCUCUGUCAGAUCAAGUCGGCCGAGGAGCGCGGCGAGGACGUGGGCGUCGCGAUGCGCACCCUGUACAUCGACCGCGACCCUGCCACCUUUGCCGACAUUGCGCUGCACCUGCAGGGCUACCACGUCACGCCCCGGGACGGCACGCACUUUGUGCGCCUCUUUGCCGACGCGCAGUUCUACAGCCGUAUGUGUAUAUUCACCGGGAAAAACCCCCUUGUGUGCUUGCUUUCCCACCCCACCCCGUUCUUUGCGACGACGACGACGACGACGACGACUGACGCCGCCGCCUGCCUGCCUGCCUGCCUGCUUGCUUGCUUGCUGUUUGUUGCACGUUUGGCUGACAACCGAAACUUGUAUGCAAACAGUGCCUCGGCUCAUAUCCCAGCUUUACGACGAGAGCAUCUUCACCUCCAUCGGCCACCGCGAGUUCCAGAUCCCGCGCGGGCUGCUGCUCGCCAGCCCCAACAGCCCCAACUACUUCUCCCUCGGCUUCGCCGCCUUCUUCUCCCACCCGGACAAGGUCUUCCCGGGGCUCGACCGCGAGGGGCUCAUACGCCCGCCCGCCAUCCUGCCGCCCUCGGUGCCCAACCGCUCCCCCGACAUCUUCGCCGAGCUGCUGCUCCUGCUGCAGGGCUACCCGCUCGAGAUUCGCGGCGACACGCACCGCCAGCAGCUCCUCCGCGACGCCCGCUACUUCCAUUUCAAGGGCCUCGAGCAGCAGCUCAUCCCCCACCACAUCGGCUACAACCCGCUGCGCCGGCGUGACGAGAUUGUCCUGCGCCUCGAGAACGUGCAGAAGAGCGGCAUCGGCGUCGUCAGGGAGAGUAGAAGCAGCAGCAGCAGCAACAGCAGCAGCAUCACGGAUCCCAGCGACGGCAGUGGCGGUAGCGUUACCACCACCACCACCAGCAGCAGCAGCGACUCGGGCGGGCAGACGCCCGCCAUCUGGGUCAACUACAUGCGGCCCCUGGUCGACAGCACGCCCCGCGAGCUGGUCCUCGAGAUUGGCGGCGACGACACCCGCCUACACGUGCCGGCGCCGGGCAGCAGCGGCGUUGGCGAGCCGUCACCGCGCGCCCAGUUCUUCCGCGACACGCGCGCGCGCGUCGCCAAGCUCUUCGAGGUGGUCGCCACCAAGCUCAACCUGCCGCCCACGACGCAGCCCCUUGGCCUGCUCAUGGGCGCCGGCGGCGCCAGCUCCCAGCCCGCCACCCCGGGUAACACCCCGCUGAGCGAGGACCUGGUCCGCGUCGCGCUGGAGCCCGAGGCGGCCAUCACCCUCGACGGCGAGGUCUACGACGCGUACCAUCUGGCAAGUAGCAGCAGCGGCGGCGGCGGUGGUCAAGCCAGCAACGGCAGCGGCGGCGCCGAGGCCCACCCGCGCAAGCGCCGGCGCCGCACCGACGACGACGACGACGGCGGCGAAGACGGCAACAACGACGAGGCUGAGACGUGGACCGUCAGGACGGGCCAGUGGCGGCUGCGCGUCCAGCCGGCGGCGACGCAGGGUGGCGGCAACAAUGGCGCCGGGGGGAGGCUCGAGUGCGUGCUCGUCGCCGUCAAGCUCGACGCCGUGAGCUCCGAGCGCGCGCGCAACGCCACGAGGGGCUUCCUCGGCAGUUGAUGGAUGACAUCGCCUCACCUGUCCGUCCCCCAUCACAUCCCAUCCCAUCCCCCGCGCCUCCCCUCCUGGACGCUGGCACAUACAGUUUUUGGAUAGCAUUUUGAUUUAGAGCUUGGGCGGGGAGAACGGGUGUUUUACUCUGGAGUUUCGUUUGGAAGCGAGCGAGCGCACGGCGCUUGGCAUCGUGGGCAUGAAUUUUGUACAGUAUUAUGUGCAAUAGUAGAUAGGCAGGUGGAUGUGGAUGACGUGUGUAUGGCUUGCUAUGCCUUUGGUAGAGGAGAAGGAAGAAAGAAGAAAACAAAACACAGAGAC
Purpureocillium takamizusanense is the source of this 2594-nucleotide messenger RNA. RefSeq lists its product as uncharacterized. The coding region runs from base 1014 to 2282 and encodes 422 amino acids. Lineage: Eukaryota; Fungi; Ascomycota; Sordariomycetes; Hypocreales; Ophiocordycipitaceae. The record is from RefSeq and is a predicted model, not a curated record. The transcript is spliced from 2 exons.